Messenger RNA from Capsella rubella, 1182 nucleotides. Its product is annotated as glutathione S-transferase T3-like. The transcript has 2 exons. NCBI's taxonomy places the organism in Eukaryota, Viridiplantae, Streptophyta, Magnoliopsida, Brassicales, Brassicaceae. The record is from RefSeq and is a predicted model, not a curated record. Bases 276 to 1028 code for a protein of 250 amino acids.
UAUCGAUCUGUUUGAUUAGAGAGAAGAAAUUGCAAAGAAACUCGUAAUUCACCGCCGUGAACAUCAGCUCCACCGAGGUUAGUCACCAUCUGCUAGUUCGGAAGACCAAAUCGGAGAGAAGCUUAAAUCCCCAAAUCGAUGAUUGGCUUGGAGCAAAAUCGGAAUGUUUUGGUGAAAUCGAUGCCUCAAAUCUCUUUCUCAUGUUAUUGUCGUUUCAAGCUAUUUAAAUCUCUGAAAACAGUCAAAAACCAAAUCAGUUUGGUGGGAAUGAGCAAAUGAGGAAGACUCAACAACCAAAUCAUAUUGAGAUUUAUUAUGAUCCAAGCAUAGACGAAGAUCAACCUAAGGAGCGUAAAGAAAGAAAAAAGUGGUCACACAAAGAUGACUUGGUGCUCAUCUCAGCUUGGCUCAACACUAGUAAGGAUGAGCAAAAAGGUUCGUUUUGGUCACGCGUUGCAGCUUACUAUGCUGCUACUUCUAAGCUAGCUGGUUUGGAAAAGAGACGUCCCUGUCCUUGUAGACAAAGGUGGCGGAAGAUCAACAAGAUGGUAUGCAAGUUUGUUGUAAGUUUUGAGGCUGCAACAAAACAGAAAUCAAGUGAUCAGGGUGAUGAUGAUGUCAUGAAUAUGGCUUACCAGAUCUACUUGAAUGAACACAAGGAGAAGUUCACCCUUGAGUAUGCUUGGAGGGAGCUAAGGCAUGAUCAGAAAUGGUGUAGCUAUGCAUUUAGUAAAGAUAAUAGAGCUUUAAAGAGAAGAAAGUGUGAUGAUCUCUCUGCACAGUCAUCAAGCUCUUUUCCUGGUAUCCAUGAAGAGGAUCAAGCUCGUCCUCCUAGUGCUAAGGCAGUAAAGUCUUAUAUGUUGGAGUUUCAAGGCAUGUGGGAGAUAAAGCAAAAGGAUUGGGUAAUGAAGGAGAGGCUGUCGAAGAACAAUUUGCUGGAAAGUCUUCUUGCAAAAAAAGAGCCACUUUCUGAUUUGGAAGUGGCUUUGAAGAACAAACUAAUAACUGACAUGUUGUCUAAUGUUUGAAUGAGUUUCUGUUUAUGUUUGUGUUAUAAUCUUUAAAAACUUUCGGUUAUAACUUGAUCUGAUUUUGUUUGUAUUGAUCUUGAUAUCUUUUGUAUAAUGAAUCAGUUUGUAUGUAUUGGUUGAAUCAGUCUAAUGAAUCAGGUUUGAUCUGUUU